This is a messenger RNA of Amyelois transitella, 3569 nucleotides long. RefSeq names its product beta-1,4-glucuronyltransferase 1. The transcript has 5 exons. Lineage: Eukaryota; Metazoa; Arthropoda; Insecta; Lepidoptera; Pyralidae. The record is from RefSeq and is a predicted model, not a curated record. Gene Ontology annotation, molecular function: glucuronosyltransferase activity. The coding region runs from base 268 to 1611 and encodes 447 amino acids.
AUAUUUAAAGCCUAAAACCGUGAAUUAAGUACUGUGCCGUAGAUUUCCUGCAUUUUGUAACCUUAAAAUGAAUGUUUAAUGUUGUCGAUAAAAGCCUAGCCUGAAUGAAUGUUAAAAUAUAAUUGUAUUCGAAUGGUUAUUAUAAAGUUAUCGGCAUGAUAUUGAAGUGAUGUACUAUACUCAUUGUAAAUCAGUGUUUUGAUAAAUGAAGUUCGCCCCAAAUUCCACAAUGGCUCACGACCUGAGGUGAUACCCCCCGAGUCUGCGAUGGGUAUCGGUCUUCAUCCCAUGGCCAAGCUCCGAAAGAAUAAGAUUUGGCGCUGGCGAUGCCAGUGGAGUGUGGUGACCCUCGUAGCCAUCGCUCUCGUCGUUUACAACGCCGCAGCCAACGUCUGGAUGCUGCGACCUGCUUCCUGCCCCGUCUACACCACCCAGUCGGUCCAGGAUCCACCCAGCUGCGAACCAUGCACGGAAACAGCAUCCGCCACAGCUAUAGAUGACGACCCUAUCGCCAAGCUUAACCUACGACUCGGCAGGUGGGAUAAAUCGAGGUCCUACAAAAUGUUCGACUACGCAGCUACAGGCGACACGUAUGCAGAAACAUCAGCAAAUUACGACGUGUGUUUAGCCACGCAAACUUCUAUAGAGAGAUUACAUGAGCUGUUGAAGAUCGCUGCUCACUGGACCGGUCCGAUUUCCGUUUCUGUAUAUGUAGCAGGAGACGAAUUGAAGCUUCUGAGAGCCUUCACAUCGUGGUUGAUCAGAUGUAAGCCGGAUGUAGCUAGCCGAAUAGCUUUACACGUCGCUACGCCGGCAGAAAAACCGGCGUACCAUGGCAAAAUGCCCGCUUGGGCUAGAGACUGUGAUGCUCAGCCGCUGCCGCCUUUAGACGGAAGGAUGGAGACCGUUGUGUGGAGAUUGCGGAACCCCUAUCCUCAGAAUCACUUAAGGAAUCUUGCCAGGACGAGUUGUCAGACUCCGUACGUGUUUCUGGUAGAUGUGGACAUAGUACCCUCGAAGGGCAUGGCUGAGUCUUUGGAUAAGUUCUUGAAGACAACUCCGAAGUGUCGUUUGUGCGCGUACGUCGUUCCGACCUAUGAGCUGGACAAGAGAGUGGCCAACUUCCCGGCGAAUAAAACGGAACUUCUGAGGCUGUCGAGAAACAAGCUUGCAAUACCUUUCCAUAGGAAGGUGUUCAUUUAUAAUCAGUACGCUUCGAAUUUUUCUAGAUGGGAACAGAGUGGCGGCAAUGAGAGCUCCAACACUCACAUCAGCCACAACGUGACCAACUUCGAGUUGUUGUACGAGCCGUUCUACGUCGCCCCUGACACGGUGCCCGCUCAUGAUGAGAGGUUCCUGGGCUACGGGUUCACCAGGAACUCACAGGUAUACGAAAUGUUCCUUAUCGGGUACCAGUUCCAAGUCCUGUCUCCGAUAUUCACCAUCCACUGGGGUCUACAGGGGCGCAAGUCCCGCCCUCUGUGGAGGGAGAAGCAGAACGGUAAGAACAGGAAGAACUUCGAGACUUUCAAGCGGGAACUCUUCGCUAGGUACAGGAAGGAUCCUCUCCAUCUUUUGAAGAGGCCUCCGCAGAACAAGAGUAAGACAUAGGCCUCGCAAGGCCGCGCGACUAGUAUUGCCGGCCUAACUGUGAUUUUGAUGACGCUAAGACUUUUCUGACGCACGCUGUAUCAACCUCUAAAUAGUGAACGAAUUGAUAGUAGAGGUGUAAGUGUAAGUGUCAUUACUUUUCUAGUAAGUUAUUAGUAAAUUGUGAGAUGAAUGGCUACAAGAAGGUAAUAAAUCAAGUGAAUUUGAUGACGAAGUACGGAGGUGAAUCUCAAUUUGAUGAUAUUUUCAGUGAAUGAUCAGUUUUACAACUAUAUUAUAAGGAAAUAUUACUCGAAGGGUGUUCUCUUAUGAUCCGCAAUAAGCAGCAACCAUACUUUGUAAUCAACAUUCGAGGCUAAUUAUUAGAAUAAUAUAAUUUUCAAUACUUGACUGACCAGAUAUUAAAUGACCCCAAAACCUGUGGUUUGGAAAUAAGAAUGUUACUUUGUAUCACAACACAAGUCAUCUAUUAUUAGCUAAAAUUAUUACAAUAAACAAAUCUUAGUUCAAUAUUUUAGAUAUAAUUUGAACAAAUAGAAUAUGGUCAGGAUUCUUUUCGUCUAUUAGCACAACAAUUGAAAUUAAAUUUUCUAUUUUAUUCCGUUAGGCAAAUUAAUAAAAAGUGGACAAAGACUCGUUCGCUUCUUUAUCUGGCAUUAAUUUAAUUUUAAAAAAAGGUUAUGAGUAGGAGAGCGAGUCAGUCAGAGAGUCGCUUGGUGACCACGGAUCAUUGUCACAUGAUUCGAAAGGAUGAAAAAAAAACCUGCGCUUUUAAUACCUGUAUUAUUUAACUACACUUAAAUAUCAAUCAUUUAUUAGAUUAAAAAUAUCUAUUUCAUACAAAUGGUUCUGACACGGGCAUAUAAUGGGUUAAACACAAGAUUUUAUAAUUCUCUAGCCAUUUGUAUUGUCUGCUCCAAAAUGUAAUUUCAAAUUAGAACAGAUGAUACAACCAAGCUAAAAAUUUUUCCAUAUUUUUGGUCGUAAAAGGGUUUAUAUAGGCCUAUUAUUUCACUAUGAUGAUAUGAAUAGCUUAUUAUAAUGCAAAAAAAUAAGAUUGUCUAUGAUAAAGCUUACGUUACUUUUUUAAUAGUGAAAUAUUUUUGUUUGUAGGUAUGUUAUUUUUUAUUUCAUUGUAUAUGUGUAAGUCGUUAGAUAAAAUGUAUGAUCACAAAAUUAGUAGUAGAAGUACAAUUUUACAAAAUCAGACAAACGCGUCAAUGUUAGGGAUGACUGAAUAUUUUAUUCACACUCGGCUUUAUAAUUCAUUUUCAGUCACUGUCGUUUUGUUUAAAAAUUAAAAGUGUAUGUAUAUAGCUUUGGUCACCAAAUCACAAAUAGGGAAUUUAAGAGCUUAAUAAAGAUAUUUAUUAAUAGUUAUUAGGUUUAUAAUAAUGAAUGUAUUGAUAAAGUGUAUAAUUCUAAACAUAUUAAAUUUAGCUUACUAGGUACGCAUCUAAUUUUUGUUAAGUUGUUUGUGCUGAUUUGUAUUUUUUUUUAUUGCCUGAUUACUAAUUUUUUUAUUCAAUUUAAAACCAUCAAAGCGGGGCGUUAUGUUUUUGUAACGAAAUUACUUUUUUUUUGUUAAUGAUAUAUUUUUGGUUGAAAUGUUAUCCAUUUCGUGAUAAGUCAGGUUAUUACUCCAGAAAAUUGCAUCUAAUCCCCGCAAUUUUUCAAGGAAAGUUAAAUCAUACCUGGUCAGAGUUAAUUUUAUUAACGUUUAAUUUAAAAGUACCUAUUCUGAAUACCAUUAAGUAUUAAUUCAAGGAUCGACGACAUGAAAUAUCGUGACCUAAACUAGUCAAAUAUUGCUUGUUGUAAGUGAUUUUUUGUUACAAAGAAUAAUGAUCAUGUAGUUUACAUAUACUUAUUAUAGUUGUAAAUAGAAAUCUAAGUUAAAUUUAAAAAUACAAAGUAUAUAUAGGUUCAUAACUUUUUACAAGACACUGUUUCAAAUU